Molecule: messenger RNA, 977 nt
Organism: Elaeis guineensis (African oil palm)
Lineage: Eukaryota; Viridiplantae; Streptophyta; Magnoliopsida; Arecales; Arecaceae
Product: thaumatin-like protein 1b
Source: RefSeq, a predicted model, not a curated record
CCACAAACGUUAGACUCUCUCACCACCUCCUCCUCUCCUGCAUUCGCAAGCCAUCCAACGCAAGCCUUCCUAGUCCUCAAUGGCCAACCCGUCGCUGCUCUUCGCCAUUUUCUUCGCUGCCCUCCUCGUCCAAGGUGGGCUUUCGACUACGUUCACCUUCAAGAACAACUGCGCCAAGACGAUCUGGCCUGGCAUACAGGACAACCCUAAUGUCCCUGCUUUCCCGCAGACGGGCUUCACGCUCGCCGCCUCGGCCUCCAACUCGAUAACUGCCUCGUCCAAGUGGGCCGGCCGGAUAUGGGGCCGGACCGGCUGCUCCACCAAUGCAGGGAGAUUUACAUGCCAGACCGGUGACUGCGGCACCGGGCAGGUCGCGUGCAACGGCAACGGUGGCACCCCACCCGCCACGCUGCUUGAGUUCACCCUGGAUGGCAGCGGCGGGAAGGAUUACUACGACAUAAGCUUGGUCGAUGGCUUCAACUUGCCGGCCUCCAUCACUCCACAAGGUGUGUCGGGCUGCCAAACCACAUCAUGUUCGGCGAACAUCAACGCCCAGUGCCCGUCACAGCUGCAGGUGACGGAAUCCGGUACUGUCGUCGCCUGCAAGAGCGCUUGCCUGGCUUUUGACCAGCCCCAGUACUGCUGCACUGGAGCCUAUAACAGCCCGAAGACAUGCAAGGCGACGAGCUACUCCGAGUUCUUCAAGAAGGAGUGCCCUCAGGCUUACAGUUACGCUUAUGAUGAUAGUAGCAGCACCUUCACUUGCCCUAAUGGGGCUAAUUACCUCAUUACCUUUUGUCCUUGAGAACGUUUUGGGUAUCACCGAAUCGUGGUGAUCUACACCCUGGUAAUAAUAUUAGAAAUAAAGCCCAAAUUCCGGAGCUGUCCUGAGGCUCCGACGUCGUGCGGCGGUCCAUCUACAAUAUAAUGAUUUUUAUUUCAAAUAAAUAAAAUCCUUUUUAACUCCUUGCAUUUUA